UUAAAGUGACUAAAAUGAUCCUCAAAUUUUUUCAGAACAAGAUUUUUUUUAUCACAUGCACAGUGAAAUGUAUUUUCAAUAGUAAAAUAUAACUUAGAAAUGCAAUAGACAUUAAAAAAAAAAAAAAAUCUAAUUUUAGAUGGGGUAUCAAAGGGGGUGCCUCUAAUACAUGCAUAAUUACAGUAUUGCAGAUAUGUGGAUAAGGUGCAUGGUGUAAUGUUUUUCCCCCUAAAAUAGUCGUGUUAAAGCUCAGAGAUGGUUGUGGAAACCAUGUGUUUAAUCAUAAAUCUGUGCAGAUACAUUUAGUGAACCAUGUCAAAGUGUUGUUUUGAUGUGAUUUCUGUCGUAAACUGCAGGGCUAUACAGAUAAAGUGAUGAAAACUAGAUUGCACAUAACAUAAUUUUGCACUAAUGACCACGUGUGUAUCCUGCAUUUUUGCUGACAUUCAUCAUCAUCUGGUGGUGAUAGUUUUCUGCAGAUUGCAUGCCCUCGCCUUGUCAUCCAAGCAGAUAUUACACAAAUAAGUUUUUCAAACAGUGUGCAGAAAUAGUAAACAGUGCUCUAAAAUGUAUUCCACUCUGAUUUUUAACUUACCCUUCUCAUUCAGGCCAUUUUCUUGAACAUCAGCCAAACUGGUAACUUUUACCUUUUACUUCUAUCUAACUAGAAGUGUUUGGUAAAUCCACCAAAGUGGGAGAUCUUUAUUUUUUUCCGUGCUCUGGCUGCUCUCUGUGGCACCGCACUGUCAGAAGACCCCGAGGACUGAUGGCAAAAAAAAAAAAAAAAAAAAAAAAAACAGUCUGGGGGGCGCGGCUCGCAGUUUUGCCGCAGUUCAGGUCUACAUGUGGUGCUGAGAUUUAAAUUUGCCUAGCAACAUAAAUCAUAAUCACUCUGCAUUUUCCACGAGCUUAAUGGAUGCUGCGUGAACCAUCCCGGUCACCUAUAUAUAUAUAUAUACAUAUAUAUAUAUAUAUUGCAGCACAGCCUCGGAUACUGUAGUUUGUAAAUGUCACCAAUCAAAUUCUUGUGCAGCCUGGAAGCGCAGACCAAGUGCGCACUAAUGUCAUAUAUUUUGAGCUGCCAAAAUGAAGCGUGCAUCCUGCGAGCGCAGCGUGGUGACCUGAUCCGUCUGACACGUUGUCUGAAUGUUGACCUACUUCCCCCCAUGUGGGUCAGAGCGCAGGGAUGCAUCAAACAGAUCCCUUCCCCUGCACGUUUCUAGACAUCUUUGAUCGUCUCCAAGCACAUAUUUAGUGAUUUAUUGACAUUUACGCGUAUGUCUGGAAUGGGAAUGGUCGGACAUGCAUUGGUGCACAAUGUUUGGCUUCCAUAAGCCGAAAAUGUACAGGAGUUUGGACGGCUGCUGCAUCUGCCGCGCAAAGUCGUCCAGCUCUCGUUUUACAGACAGUAAACGGUAUGAGAAGGACUUUAAGAGCUGCUUCGGACUGAGUGAAACGCGUUCUGGAGAAAUCUGUAAUGCUUGUGUUCUGCUGGUGAAGAGAUGGAAAAAGCUACCUGUGGGCACCAAGAAGAACUGGAAUCACGUGGUUGAUGCCAGAGGAGGUCCAAGCCUAAAGAUAACAUCCAGGCCGAAGAAAAUAAAGUCCAUUUCCAAGAAAGCCCGGCCGAGCCAGAUCAGCAGGCUGCAGAAAGAGCUCAAAAGAAACAACUCAGAUGCCCACAGCACCACCUCCAGCGCUUCUCCAGCUCAGUCUCCGAGCUACAGUAACCUGUCUGAUGACGGGUCAGACACUGAACUCAGCCCAGGAUCAAGCCGCUCCCCUGUUUUCUCCUUCCUGGACCUCACCUACUGGAAGAGGCAGAAGGUGUGCUGUGGAAUAAUCUACAAGGGGCGCUUCGGUGAGGUGCUCAUUGACCCCCAUUUGUUCAAACCGUGUUGCCGCAAGAAGCAGCGGCAGCAGCAGCAGCAGCAGCAGCAGCAGCAGCAGGAGGAGGAGGAGGAAGACGAGGAGGAGGAGGACGAAGAGGAGGAAGUGGAGGUAGAGAUGGGCCAGGUGGGAGUGGAUGUGGGCAGACCCAAACCCCAGACAGAAGAGGAAGUGAAGGAGACGCCAACAUGUGAGGAAAAUGCAGAGUCGGCUCCACUGUGCGUUACCGUGACAACGCCUCCAGCCAGGAGCGUGGUGGUGGCGGAGGAGGGGUGGUAAAGUCCAAGCCUCCCUUGCACACAUCUCUGAAGAAAUCUUGAGGUGCUGUUUUUUCUAAAGCACUUACAGAAAGAAGUUGCCUCAGAUUGCCUUCAAUCACUAAGCAGCUGAAAUCCUCUGUUCUUCUCCACAGUGAUGUCGGAGGCUGGUUUAAUUACGUUUAUAUAGUAACUUAUGGACUUUUUGUUUUCACUUUGUCUUUUUUGUACUUUAUAUCCUUUCCAUCCUGAUGAUGGACCAUCAUCCGUGGUGUUUUUUGAUCUACUAUACUACUAUAAAAUGCUGGAGCUCGAGUUUGCUGGUACAUUUAGAAGAUUUUAUUCCAAAACGCAAUAAAUCCACUCACAUACAGAAUGAAAAAGGUGCUACCUGAAGUUCAUCACUCACAAUUUCAAACAUACAGGUGAAUCCAUUCUCAGAAGUAUAAGCUUAUAUGUUGAGAUGAUUAUUAUAAAGGAAUUAGAGUUGCUUCCUUUUGUUAUGAGACGAUAUCUCCUUUGUGUGAACUGGUGGUUAUCUCGUUUUGGAAUGAAUGACACUUUACAUGGACAGAGCGCAGACCUGUACAGUAGCCCUUGUGUUUGUGUCUAUUCACAUUGACGUCCUCUCCUCUCUAUCAAAGAGUUUGUGUUGUAGACUGGAUUAACGUCUCCGUGUGCAAAUCUGUGGGUCCCAUUUAAAUAAGGCCUAUUCACAGCUUCAACAGCAAAUACACCAGCCUUAAUAAUGUGUUACAGACAGUGCUAGUGUUAAUUCUGGAUUGGUAUUAAGGAACAAAAAGGGACUGUAGCUAUAUUUAUUGUGGCCUCAGCAACACAUAGUGCAUUUUGCAUGAAUGGCAAGCCCACUCAUCCAAAAGACUUAAUGAUCUGAUGCAUGAGUACUAAAUUGCAUGGCCUUAUAUGAACUGUAAAUCCUACUUUUAUUUUUUUUUAUCAAUUUCUCUGAAGUUCUAACUUAUUUUUGUAUGUAAAAAAAAAGAAAAAAUUAAAAAUAGAAGUGUCUUUGCAUAAUAAUACCACAUAAUACCGCAGCAAAACACACAAUCGGUCUAUUGUCAUUCAGCAAUAUUAAUAUCAGUAAUCUCUCUCAUUCCUGGUCAAUAUACGGUAAAAGACUUAUAGCCUACAAGCUGAAAUUCUAUGCCAUUGCCUCUUAUAUACCACAAAUGUGUUGUGAUAUAUAGCCUAAUAUUACUUUAUUUAUCAAAUGAAAGCCAAAGCACAUUGAAAUUCACCCAAUGUCAAAUCAAUGCAGGUUUUCUAUGGACACUUGUGCUUGUCCGAGGUCAUUUGUAUGUAUGUUUAUGGUAUUCUAAAAGAACACUAAUAUGAAAUUUUCAUACAUGUGAUGUUGUUGGGAGCAGUGGGUGUGUUAUGUACAUAAGGGGCUGGGUGAGCCUUGUGGCUCUUAUAUGCGUUUCAUUAUUUAUUUAUUUCAUAUUUAUUUGUAUCACUGCAUCCCUGCUUAGAAUUGUAAUACAUUGAAUUCUUUACAUCUUUAGCAUAUGUGUAGUAUGGUUUUUAAAUACACCAGAAAUCGAAUGUAAUUCUUGCGCAGGCUUUGCUUACCAUUGCGUGGAAUUACUGGUUGUCUAUAUUUGUGAAUUGUUAAGUAUUUAUUUACUCCUCAGUUGAGUUGCGUGCAACCUAACUUAUUCAGUACCAUCACUUUGGAUUUGUAUCAUGUAGAUUAAACAGCUGAUAGAUUGCAACCAAACUGUACUUUUCUCCUUUUAGCUUGUAGCUUAAGAUGUUACAGAACUUUAGGAUUCCUAACUUUAGACUUGCAUGUACUGUUGCUAUGCAUUUACUUAGCUUACGAGUUAGACAAAGCAGUUUUGUAUUUUUUAUACAUCAUGUACUUUUUUACUUGUCCCCUAUUAAAAGUAAUUUUGUGAGUUUUCUGGA
Sphaeramia orbicularis (orbiculate cardinalfish) is the source of this 4079-nucleotide messenger RNA. Its product is annotated as SIN3-HDAC complex-associated factor-like. The record is from RefSeq and is a predicted model, not a curated record. Gene Ontology annotation, cellular component: Sin3-type complex. Gene Ontology annotation, biological process: negative regulation of cell migration. The transcript has 6 exons. NCBI's taxonomy places the organism in Eukaryota, Metazoa, Chordata, Actinopteri, Kurtiformes, Apogonidae. The coding region runs from base 1303 to 2169 and encodes 288 amino acids.